GAUCUUCUUGAAGCACUUUGCUGCGCAUAUGACGGACAACCAAACCAUGGCAAAAUUCCCGUCUUGGACGCGGAUCACUCUAGCGAUCUUCUUCUGCAUCCAUCUGCUGCUGGCUGGUGGACAGUUUGUGCGAGCAGUAGAAUUGAAGGGGACGCAUUGCCCAGGCCAAGGCAGUCAGUGUUCGCAGCACGGCGUGUGUGCGAUCAACCGACAGGGAGAACAUGUGUGCAAUUGCCAGUGGGGAUACACAUCUCCAGACUGCUCUAUAAAAAUGUGCCCGUAUGGAGCCAAUCCAACGUCGUCCCAGCAGGAAGAUAAGACGAUUAGCCUAAGGAUCACGACUAACGGUGGUGCUUCAAUCACGGGUGGAGCAUUGGCGAUAACGUUCCAGGCGCACACAGUAGAUUUCGAAAUGCCGCUCGAACAAGUGACGAGCGAAGUAUGCACUAGUAUCUUCCGGCGUUUCCAAAACCUCGGAGAGUUGACGUGCAAACAAGUACAUUUUUAUGGAUCUUCGUCCGCCACAUUUGACAUCACGCUUCACACGUUCCCCACAUUUCCAAUCAUGAACAAUCUGUAUUAUCACAAUGGCAAUCCGCCAGUGUCCGAAUUCUGGUGCGACGCAACAAACGUCCAGCUCUCGUCACCAUCGGGAGCAGUGCAGUGUGUUUUCGAGAGCAUUAACGAUGUCAAUGUGAAGUCCUAUGAAGAGUGCAGUGGACACGGUGACUGUAACGCUGAAACGGGAAUUUGCGCCUGCCACGAGGGAUAUUACGGCGACCACUGUGGAAAGAACAAAGACGACGAAGAUGUCCUAGUUGCUCCAGCGCUGGGACCACUUUUCAAGGGAAAUGUUCUGCAUUUAUCAGCGACGAGAGGAUUGUCCUCUGAUUUCCAAAUCGUACGCGCCGAUGUCGGUGGACAAGCAGUAUUUACCAUGAACGGACGCGGCGAUACUACCUGGCAUCGCGGGUCACUGCAACUUCGCGAAGGAGGACUAUACAUGAGUGGUGGCGCCUUGCAACUACAAAAAGACAGCACAUUCGAGAUGAAAGACGGACGUGCGCGACUUCAAGAUACAUCGCUACAUCUGCAGCUGCAAAUGGCCACCUCAGCCUCCACCGGCGGUGCCGCUUUGCUUAAUGUUGAGAGACUCUCUGCAGCCUCUACGUCCGAGUUGUCAACGCUUCCAGAUUACAUGCGCAUUUCGCACCCUAAAGGGCCCAUUUUGCGAGUAAGUGGAGCAGGACAGACUGUCAUCCACAGUGGCGGCCUAGAGAUACUUAAAGGCGGUCUGAGACUCGAGCGCGGUGGUAUUCAGGUACUGUCGGACGGAAUCAAAGUUAUGAGCGGAGGACUUGACGUUCAAAGCGGAAACUUAGCUGUUCGCUCUGGCACUUUAAGUCUGAAAAAUGGGCAGACAACACUUACUGCACCCGCUGGUCCGGUACUAUUACUACAGCGUGAUGGUACUGAUGGCACGUCGCAUUCUAGACCGCUAAUUGAGGCUAGAGGUAGCAGAAGCAGCGAAAGUAAAGUUUUUGAAGUGCUUGAUUCGGGAUCGACGGUAGUGCACAGCGGUGGUUUGCACGUGCUUGCUGGUGGUGUGACCAUCGAAUCUGGAGGCCAAACGAUCAUGUCCGGUGGUCUGCGUGUGGCGUCUGGUGGUAUUCAAGUCGAGUCUGGGAGUCUCACCACCCGAGAUGGUUUCUCAAUCGAAGAUGGUGGGCUAACCGUUAAAACCGAGCAAGUGAACGGUAAAGCUCUUCAUGUGGCAUCACCUAACGCCAACUUUGCUGGCGCGUUGUUGAGCUUUGAUCUCUCUAACCACCAUCUCCAUACACCGCCAUUUCGUAUUAUUGAGGCAUUGAAACCUACCGAUUCUGAAAGCCGCACUACUCAAACAGAAAGCGUUUUUUCAGUGGACUCAUUAGGCAACUUGGAGACGCAUGGAGACGUCACUACUACUCGCGGUGGUCGGAUAAUUGCAAACGGAGCUCUGGUCUCCCAGGCCCAGGCCGUUUUUUCGAGUGUUCAGCUUCGCGCCUCUAAUAAUCUCGUCAUCCCAAGUACCAACAGCUACGUUCAGAUCACCAACGAUGGAGUUGCUUCUCCAAAUACGGCGAGAAUUGAUUGUGAACACGCGUAUGCUGGUCAGUUGCUUGUCAUCCAGAACGACGAUGAACAGCCCCUGGGUGGCGAACUCAACGUAGCGGCAGGUGCAGCAGCCAUUUUCGUAUUUGACGGCGGCGUGUGGCGUCCUUUGACUGCAGCGGUGUUUGAUACGUCGUCACUUACGGGCGUUAAAACUCUGGAAGCUGAAAAUGAUCUCAAUUUGGGCGAGAUCACGCUAUCAGUGCAGUCUGUUCAGGUAGCUGGACAACGUGCUGGCUUCGUGGCUGUGUACGGCAAAGGUGGCGUUCUGGAGCAGCAUGGCAGUCUGCGCUUUGAUGCCACGUCGGGCACAUUCAGCGCUGAAAAAAUCGAGGUCCAGCGCAUGCGUGGCUCCAUUGAUAUGAGUGAGAGUGAGCUACGAGGCGUAGAAAUCAUUGGUGGUCACAUUAGCAGCGUCAACAUGACGGCCAUCGAGAUGGUGGAAGUGCAGGGCGAGCUCUUCGUCGAGGACGAGGCGUUUUUCGGCGCAAGUGUGACAGUGGACGGCCAAGUUAUGGGCUCAGGAGCCUACGUAGAUGCAUCGGACGAGCGAUUCAAGUGCGACAUCCAUCAAAUCGCCAACGCCUCCGAGGUUGUAGCUCAACUGCGCGGUGUCGAGUAUGCGUACAAUUCGGCCGAGUUCCCUGAUAAAUUUCCACAUGAUGGUCAACGUGAAUUGGGAUUCAUAGCUCAAGAGGUGGAGAAAGUCGCUCCUCAAGUUGUGUCCACAGACGCUGACGGAUUCAAAUACGUGGCAUACGCACGACUGAUGCCUGUGGUAGUGGAGGCUCUCAAGCGAGAGCAGCAACGCGCAGACGAGAGCGACAAGCGCAUCCAGCAACUUGAGACCGAAAUGAGUGAUCUCAAACGUUCGCUACAAGCACAGCAAGAAAUGUUCCAGCGGCUCCAGCAGCAGUUUGAAGAACAGCGUGAUUCCUACAUAGAUCCAGAACCACUACAGCAAGUGCAAUAACUCAAGACCA
Molecule: messenger RNA, 3137 nt
Organism: Phytophthora nicotianae INRA-310
Lineage: Eukaryota; Oomycota; Peronosporomycetes; Peronosporales; Peronosporaceae
Exons: 3
Coding region: 29-3127 (1032 amino acids)
Source: RefSeq, a predicted model, not a curated record